AUGGCUGCAGAUAUUCCCAAGGUCGUCCCGUUGACGUGCCACGGGCACUCUCGUCCUGUUACGCAUUUGAGCUUUUCUUCGAACCUCGAGGAUGAGCAGUAUUAUCUAAUCUCUGCAUGCAAAGAUAACAAUCCUAUGCUCCGUGAUGGAAUCACUGGUGACUGGAUCGGUACAUUUCUCGGCCACAAAGGAGCAGUCUGGCAAGCCCGGCUAUCUGCGGACGCAGCGAUAUCCGCAACCGCCGCGGCCGACUUUUCAGCGAAAGUCUGGGAUACACACACAGGAGAAUGCCUGCACACUUUGCAACAUGCACACAUCGUCCGAGCAAUCGCCUUCCCUAUCCAAACAAACCCCCAAGUCCUCGCAACAGGAGGCGCGGAGAAGAAGCUCCGCAUCUUCGACUUGACUCGCGGCGGCUCCGCUACUCCCGGUGGAGACGGCAGCAAUGGGUCAUCACCAGCCCUCCCGACACCCAGCAGCGGCGGAAGUGGAGAAGCCAAUACGGAUACAGUGACGAGCUAUGAAAUCGGACCCGGUGUACACGGUGGCACGAUUAAGUCUAUCGUCUGGAACCAGGACUACAAUAUCGUCACUACGGCGGCUGAGGACCGGAAGAUUCGGUGGUGGGAUUUGCGGUCUCGGCAUCCUGUGCUGGAGUAUGCGGUUGAGGGUGCUAUUGGGUCUUGUGAGCUGAAUAGUCUUGCUACUCGGCCUAAUGACUCUGGAAUCUUGACUGUGGCCGCGGGCAAGUCUGUGUAUCUGUUUGACGGGCUGCAGCCUGGUCGUCUUUUGAAAAAGGUCGAUUUUGGGUACGAGGUUGCUAGUGCCGCGGUCAACAGUGAGUCAGGGCGUUUGGUCACGGGUAGUGCGAACGACACCUGGGCGCGGGUUUAUGAUUUGAACACAAACGAGGAGCUAGAGGUACAAAAAGGUCACCAUGGACCUAUUUGGUCCAUCAGCUUCUCUCCUGAUGGCAAGCUCUACGGCACUGGUAGUGAAGAUGGAACCAUCAAGUUGUGGAAGGCCUGCCGUGAACCAUACGGCCUAUGGCGGUGA
Messenger RNA from Penicillium longicatenatum, 1056 nucleotides. RefSeq names its product WD40 repeat domain-containing protein. Lineage: Eukaryota; Fungi; Ascomycota; Eurotiomycetes; Eurotiales; Aspergillaceae. Bases 1 to 1056 code for a protein of 351 amino acids. The record is from RefSeq and is a predicted model, not a curated record. The transcript has 5 exons. Gene Ontology annotation, molecular function: protein binding; RNA binding. Gene Ontology annotation, biological process: spliceosomal snRNP assembly. Gene Ontology annotation, cellular component: SMN complex.